AUGCUGGCGGAGAUUCAGGAACGCAUUAUCAACUGUGUCUGCUGUCCCCGGCUCGUAGCGCAUCGCCAGCACGUGGCGGAUCAAAAGGUGCGCCGAUUUCGAAGCGAGUCCUAUUGGGGCAGACCCGUUCCCAGCUUCGGCGACCCGCUUGCUCGACUCUUGAUUAUCGGGUUGGCCCCGGCAGCCCAUGGUGCCAACCGCACGGGGCGCGCCUUCACAGGCGACCGCAGUGGCGAUUGGUUAUACGAAGCAUUACACCGCUACCGCUUUGCAAACCAGCCGGGUUCUUCCCACCGGCAAGACGGUCUCACCCCCCAUGAUUGCUUCAUCACACAGGUGAUUCGCUGCGCUCCACCCGACAAUAGACCCGAUCGUCAGGAAAUUGCAAACUGCCAGUCCUAUUUGCUGGACGAGUUGCGACUGCUAAUCAACGUACGUGUGGUCAUUCCGCUGGGACGACUCGCUUUCGACGCAUAUCUCCGCGCCUACCAACAGAUCGGUAACACUUUGCCAACGCCGCGUCCACACUUCGAGCAUGGAAAACUGACGCGCUUGCCAACUGGUCACGCCUUUUUGCCUUCGUAUCACCCAAGCCAGCAGAACACGCAAACGGGACGCCUGACACGCGCCAUGUUUCACCAAGUGUUUGCCGCUGCCCGGACGCUGCUUGAUGGGAAUUGCGGGGAAGGAUUGGGACUUACAGAUAGACCACGCGGCUGCUCAACUGCCCCUCAAAGAGGUGCACAAUCCCGUAACCGGGGGAGCCGGACCAGACCUUCGGAGCGGUGA
This is a messenger RNA of Geodia barretti, 789 nucleotides long. The record is from the annotation of a GenBank genome assembly. Lineage: Eukaryota; Metazoa; Porifera; Demospongiae; Tetractinellida; Geodiidae.